This is a messenger RNA of Neltuma alba, 683 nucleotides long. RefSeq lists its product as uncharacterized. Lineage: Eukaryota; Viridiplantae; Streptophyta; Magnoliopsida; Fabales; Fabaceae. The coding region runs from base 9 to 392 and encodes 127 amino acids. The transcript is spliced from 4 exons. The record is from RefSeq and is a predicted model, not a curated record.
GCUGCUCUAUGAACUUGCGAAAUGGGGGAAAUGAUUUGAACAGAUUUGAGAGGGGUUCUGAGAUUAAAAACGUGGGUCCGCCGGUGCUGGUAGCACACAUGGCCGAAGACGUUUCCACUCAGCCUUCUUCUGCGUUGUCAGAAUCUGAUCCCCCGCCCUCACCAGCUCCUCCUCCUCCUCCGUUUGAUCCCAGUCGAAUGGUUGGUAUCAUCAAAAGGAAGGCCCUGAUAAAAGAUUUAGCUGCUGUAUAUCAUGCGGAAUGCCUUUCAUAUUGUCAAGAACUAUUGGAGCUUCAAAGAAAAUGGGAAGAGCCAUUCAUUGACUUGAGACCUCCAGAGGAUUCAAGAAAGGACAUAUUGCGGCCCUCCAAACGUGCCAAAAAAUUGCGAUAAGGAAUUAUCUUACAAGUGACGAGUAUACAUUCCUAACACCGCAACAGGAUGGGGAAAAAUAGGACUUAGCCUGAGCAACCUGUUUUUGUUGUAAGUAAAUUGUGUAUUAGAAUGGCGAUGAAAGAAACCAAGAAAAUUGAGCUUCAUUUUAGAUUUCUCUGUUGGCUAUGUGACUCUUGAGCGUGGCUUGUGAACAUGGAAACGUGACUCUAACCUGUAUCAUAUUUUUUUGCUAAGCAUGUGCUUGUCCUCCUAUUCAUGUUGAAAACACUGUCAGGAAUUAAAUAUAAA